AUGUCAGAAAUCACUCAAAGACGCACAGGGGCGGCAGGCGGUUCAACCGCUCCUGGCCACAAGACAAGUGCAGCCCAAGGACAGCCACAGCCGAAGAACGGUAGCGGUCAUGCGUUCAAGGAGCUCGUCGCCCUGCUGACUUUGACAAAGAUUGUUUUGGCUCGCCCUUUCGAGACAGCUCGAUUGGUUUUCUUGCUCAUCCAUCAGUUUGCAAAACAGAUCUCUGGAUCGGCAUUUCGGCCAAAUCGCGAUAUAACAGACCAGUCUGGUAGAGUCAUUUUGAUUACAGGAGGUGAGCGAAAGUUACCACCGCUCUUCAGUUACACGGCCACUUAUGCUUUAUCUGCUGUAGGAAACACAGGCCUUGGAAAAGAAACGGUCCUGGAGCUAGCGAAACACCAACCUGCAAGGAUAUAUAUAGGUGCUCGAAAUGAGCAAAAGGCCCGUAAAGCAAUGGAGGAUAUCCAGUCACGGCUAGAACAGACAGUGGACAUUCGAUACCUACCCCUUGAUCUGUCAUCGUUUGAAUCUAUCCGGGAAGCAGCCAAAUUAUUUACCGGAGAUUGUGAGCGUCUUGAUACUCUCAUCCUUAAUGCCGGAGUGAUGGGCUUGGACCCUUACCGGACCAAGGACGGAUAUGAGGUGCAGUUCGGUACAAACUACUUGGGCCAUUUCCUCCUGACGUCACUAUUGCUACCUACGCUCCGGAAGACAGCAUCCCAGCCUGGUUCUGAUGUUCGAGUUCUGUCCAUCUCAUCUGCAGCUUGGCAGAUGGCACCAUCCUCUCCAUCGAGGCUGCUUUCACUCAUGACUUCUACCGAUGACCUGCUGGCAAGUAAUAGAUGGACUAGAUACGGGAUUUCAAAGGCUGGGAAUAUCCUGCUCGCAUCGGAACUAGCAAGACGCUACCCGGAAAUCACCAGUGUCUCGAUUCAUCCCGGUGUUAUUUUGACAGCCUUGUACGAACAGGGGAGGGCAUCCAGUAUUGUACUUAAAUAUGGCCUCGCUUUACUUGUUCCAUUCGCUUCUAGUGAGAAGGAUGGGGCGAAGAACCAUCUAUGGGCCGCCGGGUGUGCUAGGAGCAAACUGCGCAAUGGCGAGUACUACUCCCCCGUGGGGAUCCCCGACUGGAAGAACGAGCUUGUACACGACAAGGACACCGCACGGCGUCUAUGGGAGUGGUCGGAACAGCAUAUCACAGACAACUAG
Trichophyton benhamiae CBS 112371 is the source of this 1209-nucleotide messenger RNA. RefSeq names its product oxidoreductase, short-chain dehydrogenase/reductase family. The record is from RefSeq and is a predicted model, not a curated record. NCBI's taxonomy places the organism in Eukaryota, Fungi, Ascomycota, Eurotiomycetes, Onygenales, Arthrodermataceae. The transcript has a single exon. Bases 1 to 1209 code for a protein of 402 amino acids.